Molecule: messenger RNA, 3106 nt
Organism: Phragmites australis (common reed)
Lineage: Eukaryota; Viridiplantae; Streptophyta; Magnoliopsida; Poales; Poaceae
Product: protein JOKA2-like
Exons: 7
Coding region: 216-2792 (858 amino acids)
Molecular function (GO): zinc ion binding; protein binding
Source: RefSeq, a predicted model, not a curated record
AUAAAGAGGGGCUCCUCCGAGUACCAGGACCAGGCUCAGGCCGCAUCGACACUCUCCCGCACCACCGCUGCGGCUCACGGCUACGCAGCUCGAGUUCUCCUCUCCCAUCUACUCGGACCAGAGGUUGCUCACCGGCUGACUCCGCUAGGCCUUGGCCCGAUCGCCGCUUCGUCCGUCCUCCCGCGGGGGCUCCCUCCCUCCCUCCCUCCGCCGCGAUGUCCGACCGGAGCUCGCCGAUGGCGCCGUCGUUCUUUCCCUUUGGGCCGCAGCCCGAUGCGUGGGACGUCACCUUCAAGGUCAAAUAUGGUGACACACUUAAGAGGUUUUAUGGCUACGUGAAUGGAACAAGUCUUGACAUUAAUUUAUCUGCUCUACGGGCAAAGAUAGCCAGUGCCUUUAAGUUUGGUCCUGAUGCUGGCUUUAUUCUGACUUACACCGAUGAGGAUGGUGAUGUUGUCAUGCUAGAUGAUGAUGAUGAUUUGCGUGAUGCAGCUCUGCAUCAGAAAUUAAACCCUCUAAGGAUUAAUGUUCAAUUAAAUAGCAGUCACCUGACUGAACAACAAGACACAAAUUCUGCACCUGUGAAGCCCACUGCUCGGGAUCCAUUAUCCCAGAUAAUGUCUGCUAUUGAAGCUUUGAAGCCCACUGCUCAGGAAGAAUGUCUGGCUCAAAUAAAAUCAGUUGUUGGUGAAGCUAUCAAGUCUACCCCAGAGCCAAUUCUUGAUACCCUUGCGGAACUUUCUCAUGAAUUACUUGAUGCAGCGCCACCACCAUUAGCUGAGCUGAUAAAACCUUUACUACAAUUGAUAACACCAAGCGACAGCAGUAAUGGACCAUCUGAUGUGCAUGCUGAUGGGUCAUCCAGCUCUUUGAGUGUGGUGACACAGUCACAGAUGCCUGCCACUGCUAAAUAUGAACCCAAUGGUAGGGCAAGUUUUGGUGCACGGUCCGUGAAUGUGCAGAAAUCUGAAUCAUAUGAGGCAAGAGGUCUUAGGAGCGUGUUAGAUGAGGCUGCUGCUGCCCCUGCUCCUGCUCCUAAUUCUGGCGCUUCUCAAUUUCAACAGCCAUCGCUCUACCCCUCUGUUGAGGAGUUGCUGUUCCCAACAAAUUCAGUUGACAAAUCAGUUUGCAAGGGGAAGAUUGAUGCUGAAAGUAAGGGAAAAUCUGUUAUAUCCUCUGCUACAAAACCUGCCCCUCCUCUUCCCCCACCUCCACCGCCUCCAUCCACUUCUGUAUGGUUCCAGCAGCAAAGAUGCCAACCACAUCCAUGGCAGCCUGAAGCUAAUGCGAAAUCUACUGGUGAUACAAGAUGGCGCAUUCCAAUGUAUAAAGUGCCCUAUGCACCACCUGCACCAUUGCCUCGUACACCUCCAGGCUAUGGACAUUCUCCACGUUUUCCUUAUCCAGGUUGCCUCUUGUCUUCUGGGCAUCUGUAUGGUGAUCUUGGUAAUAACACAGAGAACCCAGCACCACACAGUCUCCAUAGGUGGAUUCAGUGUGAUGGUUGUGGAGUGCAACCAAUUGUUGGUCCACGUUACAAAUCUAAUGUGAAAGAAGAUUAUGAUUUGUGUGAUUCCUGUUUCCAGCGCAUGGGCAAUGAGGUGGAGUACACCAAAAUAGACAAACCUAUUUUACCACGCAGGUUAUUGAGAGACUCUCAUGCGUACCGAAAGGUGCACCCACCCCGGGUUCUGAUGAAGUCAAAACGGGAGAAGCUCGAAAGCCGCUUCAUUUUGGAUGUAACUGUCCUGGAUGGAACACUGAUGGCACCUUCUACUCCGUUUACUAAGAUUUGGCGCAUGCAUAACAAUGGGCCUAUCAUGUGGCCGAUGGGCACACAGCUUAUCUGGGUUGGUGGAGAUCAGUUUGCAUUGCAGACCUCUGUCCCUUUAGAGAUUGCAGUGAAUGGGUUUCCUGUGGAUAAGGAGAUUGACAUUGCUGUUGAUUUUGUGGCACCUGCAAGGCCGGGGAGGUACAUAUCUUACUGGAGGUUGGCGUCGCCUUCUGGUCAGAAAUUUGGUCAGCGAGUUUGGGUUCAUAUCCAGGUGGAAGACCCUUCUUUUGUCAGUGAUAGUAACAGGAAUGCUGCUAUUAACUUGAAUCUGCCUCCAGAAAGUGACUGUACAAACAUUACUAAUUUAAUGGAUGUGAACAUGGAGCCUGUCGAUUCAGCCCUUAGCGCGCACAUCAAACACAUUAAAGAAGUCCGUUUCCAUCCAUUUGAAGCCUCUGAGCCCAAGAAACCUCAGCCUGCUCCAUGCGUUGUUCCCUUUGUGUCGGUAGCAGCUCCUGCAAACCCUGUGGUUGAUGUCCCCAUGUCCACUGCAACUGCUGCUGCUUUUAUGCCUUCUGUUAAUGUGCCUGUACCUGAGGUUGCUAUGCCGGCUGUACCCUCACCUGUUAAUGUGCCCAUCAUGCCUACACCUAUGCCUGUAAAUGUGCUUGCAUCGGCACCUGCUUCUGCAUCUGUAUCUGCGCCUGCACCUACAGAUGCAGCGGCACCUGAGCCUUUCGACAUUGAUGGUCACAAUGAGGAGAAGCUGCUGAGGGAGCUGGAUGAAAUGGGCUUCAGGCAGAUCGAUCUGAACAAGGAAAUCCUCAGGCAGAACAACUACAACCUGGAGCAGUCUGUUGAUGAUCUCUGUGGCGUCAAUGAAUGGGAUCCACUCCUUGCAGAGCUGGAGGAGAUGGGCUUUGAUGAUACCGAGAUGAACAAGGAGCUGCUCGCGAAGAAUGGAGGAAGCAUCAAGCGAGCUGUGAUGGACCUCAUCGCCAGGGAGAAGGACAAGUGAAGAUCGUGUGAUUGUGAGCACAUAAUUAUCUAGAUCUAAGUAUAUAUGCGUAAAUAAUAACAACUGUACCUCUGUGGUGCUGCUCUAGUAUCUCAGAACUUUGCUUAUGAACUGCUGGUGUGAUGCGACCUCCGUUAUAUUUGUCGCGUGUGGUGCGUCCAGUGUCGAUGAACUUCUAGUACCUGCGCGUGUGCGCUGCAGAAAAGCAGUACCUUGGUAGGUUAACUGCGUUUGUUACUAUUACUAGCUGUUAUACCUUCUAUCCGUUACUGUAAUAUGCGAACUUAGUAUGUCUAUGGAUCUAUGUUUUCAUA